Molecule: messenger RNA, 770 nt
Organism: Rhinichthys klamathensis goyatoka
Lineage: Eukaryota; Metazoa; Chordata; Actinopteri; Cypriniformes; Leuciscidae
Gene: bloc1s6
Product: biogenesis of lysosomal organelles complex-1, subunit 6, pallidin
Exons: 6
Coding region: 180-650 (156 amino acids)
Biological process (GO): intracellular transport
Cellular component (GO): extrinsic component of membrane; BLOC-1 complex; transport vesicle
Source: RefSeq, a predicted model, not a curated record
CUCCGCGGUCACAUGAGCUUCUGUCACAUGAUGUUUGUGAGCCGCUCCUGGAAGCGUUUUCACUAUCACAUCAGGUUUGCUGACUGCCAUUAAAUACACAAGAUAAAAGAAGAAUCAUAUUCAUCUGACGGGAAUACAGCAGGAAUGAUGCGCUCAGGAGGAGGCUGCUGGUGACUGUGAUGAUGAUGGACAGACCGCAGGAGGAAAGCGAGCAGGACACAGUGUGUGUUGUGAUGGAGGACGUGGUGUGUGUGGAUGAGCACACGAUCCAGAGACUGACUGAAGGAUUCCUGUCUCACUAUCAGCCAGAGCUCAACGCCUCCAAGCAAACCCUGCAGGAACUCACACAAAAUCAAGUUAUUUUGCUGGAUACGCUGGAGCAAGAAGUCACGAAAUUCCGCGAGUGCAACGCCAUGAUUGAUCUGAACGCACUGUUCACAGAGGCCAAAGUUUAUCACAGCAAACUGGUGAACAUUCGCAAAGAAAUGAUCGUUCUGCACGACAAGACGACCAGACUAAAGAAGCGAGCGCUGAAGCUGCAGCAACACAAGCAGAAGGAAGAUCUGGAGCGCGAGCAGCAGAGAGAGAGAGAGCUGGAGCGAGAGAGACGCCUCGUCGCCAAACCCGCCAAACGCUCCGGCGAAGCCUGAACCAGUGCCUCACAAACACACACUGAGCUCAGCCCCGCCCACUGCACACAGACUCCGCCCCUGUCGUAGCCCCGCCCACUGCACACAGACCCCACCCCUGCCACAGCCCUGCCCACUGCC